AGCAGAAGGCUCUGUAAGGAUAAAGCCUUUGACUUUGAAAUAUUAGUCAUCCAUCCAGGAAAAUAUGGGGAGGAGGUAGGAUGAGAUGCAAGGAUCAGUGCUCUUGGUGCUAUGUGGAAGUAAUGACCAUGGCAGUAUAGCUGCUCCCCUGAGAGGAAUAAAUGAAUUGGAAGAGUUGAGGUACCCUCAUCUAGUUGGGAGAGGUGGUCUCAACUGGUUUAUCUGAGCAGCUGUUGAUAUGUCAGAGGCUUGGAAUUGGCAGCAUCUAAAACUGUCUCAGCAGUGGUUCGCUGACCUCACCCAAGUUCCAAGCACUACUCUGCCUGAUCCUUUUUUCCUGAGCCUCAAAGCUAAAAUGCUCCAGAGCUCUUUCCUAUUGGCUGAGAAGGCCAAUUGAAGUUCCCUUGCCCAUGUUAGGAGGUGUACGCCUCCUGAACUAAAGAUAGAAACAGCUGGCCCUUCCAGGCAGCUAAAAGCCUCCAGACAGAGGUGUUCCCCACUCUGCAGCCAGACUCCUUGAAAUACCCUUUCAGUAAUUCUACCAACGCCUCCAUGUCUCUACUCUGCCAUAACAAAGGCUGUGGGCAACAUUUUGAUCCUAAUACCAACCUUCCUGGUGAGUAAAUCAUCCUGACCUGGCCAGGGGUUCUGGGUGUUUAGCUGUAGGACUUGUCAAAGAAAUGGGAUUUCUUUUUUUUAAGUCUUUAUUUGGUAUAAUUUUGAUUCAAGUGUCAAGCUUUGUUGGUUUAUUGCCUUAUAUGAAAAGAAACCAUAAACAUGAACCUGGAGAAAAGGUGACAAGUGACAUUUGGUAUAGUGGUCUUCGAUCUGGUAUCCACAGAUUCCUGUUGCUAUCACCCUGGGGUCCCAAUAUUCCACGAUGCACUUAAGGGUUGGUCAUGCUGCCGAAAGCGAACUGUAGAUUUCUCAGAGUUCUUAAACAUCAAGGGCUGUACUAUGGGACCACACUGUGCUGAGAAGUUUGCUGAGACCCCUCAGCCUGAAGACCCUGCUACAAGUUCACUUCUGGAGCAAAAACCUCUGAACACAAUUCAAAAGUCAGCAGAAACCUUACAACGAGAAAGGCCUAAGUCAGAGUUGCCUCCAAAACUGCUACCACUAAAUAUAUCUCAAGCCCUGGAAAUGGCAUUGGAACAAAAAGAACUAGACCAGAAACCUGGGGCAGGACUUGACAGUAGUCUGAUUCGGACUGGUUCGAGCUGCCAAAACCCAGGAUGUGAUGCUGUUUACCAAGGCCCUGAGAAUGAUGCUACUCCAUGUACCUACCACCCAGGAGCACCUCGAUUCCAUGAGGGGAUGAAGUCUUGGAGCUGUUGUGGCAUCCAGACCCUGGAUUUUGGGGCAUUUUUGGCUCAGCCGGGAUGCAGAGUUGGUAGACAUGACUGGGGGAAGCAGCUGCCAGCAUCUUGCCGGCAUGAUUGGCAUCAGACAGAUUCCUUAGUAGUGGUGACUGUAUAUGGCCAGAUUCCACUUCCUGCAUUCAACUGGGUGAAGGCUAGUCAAACUGAGCUUCAUGUCCACCUUGUCUUUGACGGUAACCGCGUGUUCCAAGCAGAGAUGAAGCUCUGGGGGGUCAUUAAUGUGGAGCAGAGCUCUGUCUCCUUGAUGCCAUCUCGGGUUGAAAUCUCCCUGGUCAAGGCUGACCCAGGAUCCUGGGCCCAGCUGGAGCACCCUGAUGCGCUAGCUGAGAAGGCUAGAACAGGAGUUGUCUUAGAGAUGGAUGAGGAAGAAUCUGAGGAUUCAGAUGAUGAUCUGAGCUGGACGGAGGAGGAGGAGGAAGAGGAGGAAGAGGAAGCCAUGGGAGAAUAAUAACACCAGACAGUUAAGUGUUUAGACAGGACCUCAGUGACUCCAUUAGAUUCUCAGAGACCAGUAUAAAGUUGACCAUGUGGUGUCAUUGAGCAGCAGAAGGCUGAAGGCAGGAAGAACUGUUCAAACCAUGCUGUUUUGUCCCUUAAAUAAAUUAUGUAUUCUGCAGCUUCA
Dipodomys ordii (Ord's kangaroo rat) is the source of this 2004-nucleotide messenger RNA. RefSeq names its product integrin beta 1 binding protein (melusin) 2 (gene Itgb1bp2). The transcript has 10 exons. NCBI's taxonomy places the organism in Eukaryota, Metazoa, Chordata, Mammalia, Rodentia, Heteromyidae. The coding region runs from base 958 to 1830 and encodes 290 amino acids. The record is from RefSeq and is a predicted model, not a curated record.